Brugia malayi is the source of this 552-nucleotide messenger RNA. RefSeq lists its product as uncharacterized. The coding region runs from base 1 to 552 and encodes 183 amino acids. Lineage: Eukaryota; Metazoa; Nematoda; Chromadorea; Rhabditida; Onchocercidae. The transcript is spliced from 2 exons. The record is from RefSeq and is a predicted model, not a curated record.
AUGAUGCCGAAAAGAUCAGAUUGUUGUAGUCCGAAGGAGAAAAUGGACAACAGGACGAGAAUUGUUUUUGUCCCACCUACUACUACUACUACUACUACUACUACUACUACUACUACUACUACUACUACUACUACUACUACUACUACUACUACUACUACUACUACUACUACUACUACUACUACUACUACUACUACUACUACUACUACUACUACUACUACUACUACUACUACUACUACUACUACUACUACUACUACUACUACUACUACUACUACUACUACUACUACUACUACUACUACUACUACUACUACUACUACUACUACUACUACUACUACUACUACUACUACUACUACUACUACUACUACUACUACUACUACUACUAUACUACUACUACUACUACUACUACUACUACUACUACUACUACUACUACUACUACUCUACUACUACUAUACUACUACUACUACUACUACUACUACUACUACUACUACUACUACUACUACUACUACUACUACUACUACUACUACUACUACUAUUACUACUACUACUAAGUUGUAA